AUGCCGACCAAAUCUUCUGCGAGUUCAAAAAGAGCCAGGUCUCGCAGAGAAUCUGAAUUGAAAGAGGGAGCUAUUAAGACUAGGAAAAUAAGUCACGAAAGUGUGGUUGAUGAGAAUACCCUUGAACAAGCUUUGGAAUCUGAGAGUUCAGAUGAAGAAACAAAUUUGGAAAUAAAAAAGUCACUUUACUUGGAAACAAUUCAAAGAUCAAGGUUAGAUUUUGAUUUUGAAAAGAUUUGCUCUGUUUCCCUUUCAAAUAUUAAUGUAUACGCGUGUCUUGUGUGUGGCAAAUACUUUCAAGGCCGUGGCGAGUCAUCACACGCAUACUUUCAUUCAGUGGACGAGGAUCACCACGUUUUUAUCAAUUUCAAUACCCUUAAGGCUUACAUUCUUCCAGAAGGUUACGAGGUCACAUCUAGCAACUUGGACGAUAUAAAAUACGUUGCAUUUCCUACUUAUACUAAAGAGGAAGUUGCUAAUGUCAUAGACACUAAACCAUUUUAUGAAAACCGUUAUGAUUUAAAUCAUCAGUUAUAUGUUCCAGGGUUCAUUGGAAUUAAUAGCAUUAAGCAAAGUAACGAUUAUGCUAAUGUUGUUAUUCAUGCAUUAGCUCAUGUUAAGCCUUUGAGAGACUUUUUCUUACUCAAGGAUUUUUCAAAAGUUCAUAAUACUGAUUCUAAUCAGUACCCAGAACUAGUCAAGAGAACUGGACUUUUAUUUCGCAAAUUAUGGAAUCCUCGAGCUUUUAAACCACAUGUAUCUCCUCACGACUUGCUACAAUAUUUUUCUUUAUUGAGUAAAAAUAAGUUUACUCCUGAUAAACAGUCGGAUCCAUUUGAUUUGAUUAACUGGUAUCUCAACACAUUACAUCUUGCCUUGGGGGGCUCCAGAACCAAGUUUCACUCAAGUAUAAUACAAGAAACAUUUCAAGGGAAGAUGGUUGUUUUGUCAGAAAAGGUAUCCAAGAUAAAGCCGAUAAUUAAGGAUAGUCUUUUAAACAAAGAUGAAAAUAAAAUAGAUGUGAUGAAGAUUCCAUUCAUGUUUCUAUCUCUAGAUUUACCUCCGGCACCAUUGUUUAAAUCAGAUCAUAGAGAUGCACAAAUUCCUCAGAUACAAUUAACCAAGUUGCUACAAAAAUAUGAUGGUAUUACGACCCAGGAACUUGCUGGUCACAGGAAACGUUACAAAAUUGAAAAGCUUCCCCCAUAUCUGAUAUUCCACAUUAAGCGCAUUUCAAAGGAUAGCGAGGUGAACAAGUUUAAUCCUACUGUUGUUAGUUUUACUCCACUAAAGCUUGACAUGAGACCUUAUGUGCAGAAUAUGGAAGGUGCUAAUAGCGAAUUACCAAUUUACUACAACCUGAUUGCUAACAUUUCUCAUGAAGCCAACACCACAGCACAGGGCGAAGAUCAACAUUCGUGGAAGGUUCAACUAUUGAAUAAAGCCACUAGAGAAUGGUUUCAGAUUCAAGACUUGGACGUUUCAAAAGUUCGACAAGAGCUUUUGUUUUUAAACGACAGUUACAUACAAAUUUGGGAGAAAGAAUGA
This is a messenger RNA of Magnusiomyces paraingens, 1548 nucleotides long. RefSeq lists its product as uncharacterized. Gene Ontology annotation, molecular function: zinc ion binding; cysteine-type deubiquitinase activity. Lineage: Eukaryota; Fungi; Ascomycota; Dipodascomycetes; Dipodascales; Dipodascaceae. The transcript has a single exon. Gene Ontology annotation, biological process: mRNA processing; protein deubiquitination; spliceosomal complex assembly. The record is from RefSeq and is a predicted model, not a curated record. Bases 1 to 1548 code for a protein of 515 amino acids.